Messenger RNA from Cercopithifilaria johnstoni, 984 nucleotides. The record is from the annotation of a GenBank genome assembly. Lineage: Eukaryota; Metazoa; Nematoda; Chromadorea; Rhabditida; Onchocercidae.
AUGUUGUUACUGCUUCUGAUUGGCUUUACUAAUGUUUUCAUUGUCAUCCGUGCCGAUUUACUCGAAGGUCUCUAUUGUGGAAUUGAAAGCUGUUAUGAAGUUCUAAAUAUUGAUCGUUCGGAAUUCAAUAAGAAUGUGUUAGGAAGAACGUAUCGGAAGUUGGCAGCUCAGUAUCAUCCUGACAAAGUUGCUGAUGCUAAGAAGGAAGCGGAAGAAAAGUUCCGUCGGAUUGCGACAGCUUAUGAAACUCUGAAGGAUGAUGAAACAAGAGCUGAUUAUGACUAUUAUUUGGAUCAUCCGGAACAACGAGCUUAUAACUAUUAUCAGUAUUAUCGCAGGCGAGUAGCUCCAAAAGUGGAUGCACGAAUUGUUAUUUUGGUUACUUUGAUACUUAUAUCUCUCAUUCAGUUUCUAAGUGCGGCACAAAAACAUAAGGAAGCACUUGAUUAUGCAGUGAGGCAGGAAAAAUAUCGCAAUGCGGCGAAAGAAAUUGCUAAAGAAAGAGGAAUUUCACUGGAAGGCGACUUUCGUAAUAAAAAAUCGCGGAAAGAAUAUGCUGAACAGGUCCUGCGAAAGAUUAUUGAAGAAAAUGUGGAUAUCAGAGGUGGAUAUAAGAAGCCGUCGAUAUACAAUACAUUGCUAUGGACAAUUAUUGUGCUGCCUUACACGAUAUAUAGGUUUGCUGCAUGGAACUUUUCAUGGUUCGUAAAAUAUUACGUGAAAAAAGAGGAUUACGAUGAUGAUGCAAAAUCUUACCUGAUACGAAAAAAUCUGAGUCUUUCUGAAGAACAGUUUGCGAGUUUCAAUGACAAUGAACGAUUAUCUUUGUUCAAAAAUGAGCUAUGGGAUAAAGUGAAAUUUGCGGAGUGGAAAGCUGCAAAGGAAGAUGAACAAAAGGAACGUUUGGCUACUAGUGGGCGUUACAAACGGUAUCGAAGGUACAUUAAGAAUCAAAACGGUGUUCCUCUUAGUUUUAUGGAAUAA